GCAGAUUUGCUGACUCUAGUCACCCCCUUUGUGUCCGUGCAGGUGGACGUGUCUCUGACGCGCUCUCACAGAUCGUAUUUUUACUGCAUCUACUGCACAAUGGUUAGAGUAUCGAACAAGAAGAAAGCUCUAAAAGCAAGAGCUGUACACGCUAGCCAAGUAAAGAAGGAGCGUAAAGCCGCACUGAGGGAAAAUAGAGUUAUCUUGAGUGAAGAUAGAGGAGGGCUCUCUGCGAGGAGUGUGUCCCAGCCUCGAGCUCCACAACACACACUACCUCGCCUCACUCCCUCACACUCCCAGGGAGCCACACCUGCGGCACCUGCGGCACCUGCCACUCAAGAUCUUAGACCUGCAACUCCAGACGUUCUCCCUCUUGAUGUUGCAGGACCCAGCACCUCACGUGAUAUUGUGGAAACUCCCAACAUUUCCACAAAGCGUAAAGGUACCCAGAGCAGUGCCACAAAACGAAUUAGGUUAUAUAAACAACAACAAAUUGACAAUGACGGUGCCAAUGAAAGUGACAGUGAAAGUGACGUGAAAUGCAGAAUAAAUCCACGUGAGUCAACGAUAAUGUGGACAGAUAGGAGGGUUGAACAGUACCUAGAUAAACAUUGUGUAUGCAAGUAUUGCUCAAUGGAUAAUCUACGUCAUACAGUUACGCCUAUGCAACAUGAUGUGAAACUGGAAAAAACCUGUAAUAAUUGUAAUGUUUCAAAUACUGAAUAUUUGAUGGGAAAUCAUGAAAAUUUAACAUCCUUAGUGUACAGCAACAUGAUAAAUGGGCACGGAUAUUUAUAUUACACUAGCAUGUGUGCUGUAAAUAACAUGAAAUUUGUGUCACAUAAUACAUAUGACAAGAUCCAGAAGAAAAUAAGAGAUGCUGCUAAUGAAAGAUGGGUUCAUUUGCGAGAAAGUACUCGUCAUAACAUAUUCAAUCAUUACAAAGAACAGUUCAAUAGGCACCCCAGUGGUGGUGUCCUGGACAUUGAUGUGUCCUUUGAUGGAUCUUGGCAUACAAGGGGCCAUCAUUCACAAAUUGGCAUUGCUUUUGUUGUGGAAAUAUUCACAGGGCUGGUUGUGGAUUUCAAUACUUUCUGCAAAAACUGCCACAAGUGCCAAAUAACCAAGCAUAGAAAACAACAGGGAAAAAUAACACAGGCCGAGUUUGACGAUGAAAUGGCUAAACAUUUACCAUAUUGUGACAAGAACUACGAUGGCACUGCCAAAAAUAUGGAAGCGGAUGCCGCGGUACUGAUGUGGGCUCGAUCUCAAGACAUCAAAUUCAGGUAUACGACCGUGGUCAGUGAUGGUGAUUCUUCGGCCUUCAAUAAAGUGUGUGCAAUGAACAAUGGUGAUGGACCAUAUGGAGAUAUAAAAGUGGAAAAGGCUGAGUGCAUAAAUCACUUCAGCAAGAGACUUGCAACACAGCUUCGCAACUUUCAGGAAACAGCUGUGGAAAUAGAGGAGACAAAAGGGCCAAUCAAAAACACCAGACGAAUGUCACUGGUCAAAAAAGGGAAGGGAAAAUUAACUGACGGCACCAUUCUGAAGUUGGCAGGUUACUUCACAAAAGCCAUCAGGGAUAACGGCAACUCUGACUGGAAACAAAUGAGGGAUGCCUGCCUAUCUGGACUGUUCCAUGCAACGUCCACUGACGAAAAACCACAGCACAUGCACUGCCCUAAAGGAAAAGACUCUUGGUGUUUCUACCAGCAAGACAUUGCAAAUGGAAAGACCACACGAUCACACAAGAUAAUGAAAGUACAUUUCCAGCUACCCAGUAGUCACAUGACUGAAGUCAUGAAGAUAUACUACAAUCUUGUAUCAGAGGACAACAUGACCAAGUGUCUGAAGGGGAAGACUCAAAAUCCAAACGAGUCUCUACACCACAGAGUUUGGCAACUCGCCUGCAAAGACAAAUAUGUUAGUCGUGUAAUGGUAGACUUCGCCAUGGCAGUGACAUCCGUCAACUACAAUGCUGGCUAUAUACUGGGAUGUCUGACCAACCUCCUUGGUCUACCACAGAGUGACAUGCGUGACUGGUACUUCAGUAUGAAGGAAAAGAACAUGCAGAGACAAACCAGAUGCACCACCAAGCCAAGAAAGGCCCCUGAAGAAGCUGACCCUGGCUAUGGGGCAGGUGCCUACUAGUACCAAUGAAGUGCCACCUUGAGGACCCAUAUUUCAGACCAAUUAUAUUAGGCGAUCUUCAUGGAACUUCACACCUUACUGAAGGAAUGCCAAUCUACAAGGGUGGUAAUUUUGAUUGAAAUUGGUCGUUCAUCAACAUCAGCCACAGGUGGCUGAACUUUGACCUUGAUUUUCUACAGGCUGCGAUGCUGAAACUUGGACCAGUUGCAGCCCUCUUUAAAUGUAACAUGUCAAUAAAUUUUCAUUGCACUA
Molecule: messenger RNA, 2403 nt
Organism: Procambarus clarkii (red swamp crayfish)
Lineage: Eukaryota; Metazoa; Arthropoda; Malacostraca; Decapoda; Cambaridae
Source: RefSeq, a predicted model, not a curated record